Pocillopora verrucosa is the source of this 483-nucleotide messenger RNA. Lineage: Eukaryota; Metazoa; Cnidaria; Anthozoa; Scleractinia; Pocilloporidae. The record is from RefSeq and is a predicted model, not a curated record.
AUGGCAAAAGUUUCAAAUUAUUCUAGAAAUAGAAUCGAGAUCCUUCACAAGCAAGGCCUCAACCCAGCUGAAAUACUGAAAGCGUUGAAACACGAAGGGCUGCUAGUGAGCUUUUCCAGUAUUACGCCCAUCAUUAAAAAGUUGCGACUUACCGGUUCCGUGGCAAAUUUACCUCGAUCAGGAAGACCUCAAAAGCUGUCUACGGAAGCAAAAACUUUCGUAGAUCAGCAAAUGCGCAGGGAUGACGAGACGACCAGCAAUACGAUAAAGAAGAAGCUGGAGAGACAUGGAAUCUGCGUGAGUGCGUCCACUGUUCGUAGAGCACGCAAACAGCAAGGUUGGACUUUGCAGCGGACCGCCUACUGCCAGCUAAUCCGUGACGCAAAUAAAGUCAAGCGAUUAGAGUUCGCACAACGCGUCCUAGAAAGUGGUGACACUUUCAACAACGUGAUUUUUAGCGACGAGUGUUCCAUUUCCCUUUAG